Molecule: messenger RNA, 1749 nt
Organism: Aspergillus glaucus CBS 516.65
Lineage: Eukaryota; Fungi; Ascomycota; Eurotiomycetes; Eurotiales; Aspergillaceae
Gene: erg8
Product: phosphomevalonate kinase
Exons: 3
Coding region: 271-1725 (484 amino acids)
Biological process (GO): isopentenyl diphosphate biosynthetic process, mevalonate pathway; ergosterol biosynthetic process
Cellular component (GO): peroxisome
Molecular function (GO): phosphomevalonate kinase activity; ATP binding
Source: RefSeq, a predicted model, not a curated record
GCCUUCUUCAGCGUGUCUGGACCAGUCUGUAUCUGCAUUUAGCCGUCAAUUCAGCUGGCCGUGACGUGUCUUUUGCCAACUGCCUAUUGUUCUGCCUCUAAACUCUGCUUACUUUCAGGGGUACUGCACCAGGCGGGGCAUUGGUUGAUUUUAGAAUCGGCUGAAGAAUACUUAUAGCAAGUCUCACUUCUUAUAGCUGAUAUCGUUUGAAUUGGUCUCUCUUAUGGUGUCCGCCGUCCAACUCCCACGAAUACUCAAUCUUACCUGACCAUGUCUAUCACCGCUUUAUCCGCCCCCGGAAAGGUCCUCUUGUCCGGUGGCUACCUUGUCCUCGAUCGCGAAUAUACCGGUACGGUCUUUGCGCUGGACGCUAGGAUUCAUGCCGUCGUUCAACAGAUGAGGAGGCCACGUCCCAGGGCAGCUUCCGGCCCUAAUACCGACAACCAGCUCGUGAACAAUGGGCUACAGAACUUGAAUAGACCAUUGGGAGAGGCCGUUGACGAAGAGUACGAGGACACGAUUAUUGUUCAAUCGCCGCAAUUCGUGGACGCUGUAUGGGAAUACCGGGUCCAAGCUCAUGAAGAUAAUGGUGGGAUAAGCGUCGUCCAGAAAGGAGAUGGACGACCAAACCCCUUUGUCGAAACCUCCCUAAACUACGCAUUGACUUAUAUCGGUUACGUUGCGGACUCGAAAGAUUUCGGCUCACUGCACGUCACCAUCUUGGCUGAUAAUGACUACUAUUCCGAGACGGCCUUCUCCAGAGGCCCAGCGUCACAGCCCCGCAGCAAGUUUACACGCUUUGGGGUGCCUCUCCACGAGGCGCAUAAGACGGGACUUGGCUCUUCAGCCGCUUUGGUCACUGCUCUAGUGUCUGCGCUGGUCAUCCAUCGCACCAUGUCGCCUGAAGAUCUUGGCCUCGGUCGAGACAAGCUUCAUAAUCUGGCCCAGGCAGCACACUGUGCGGCCCAGGGUAAGGUUGGUUCCGGUUUCGACGUUGCUGCCGCCAUCUACGGAUCGUGCCUUUACCGACGAUUUUCGCCUGACAUUCUGGAAUCCGUUGGAGAUGUUGGAACCCCCGGCUUUGGAGAACGUCUAUUCGCCAUUGUGGAGGAUGUCAACCAGCAACACCCGUGGGACACCGAGUGUGUGGAUUUCGGCAUGAGGCUCCCCCGUGGUAUGCAGAUGGUGCUGUGCGAUGUGGAGUGCGGCUCGCAGACACCAUCUAUGGUUAAGAAGGUUUUGGAAUGGCGGAAAAACAACCAGGCGGAAGCGGACACACUCUGGGGAGCUCUCCAAUCCAACAAUGAGAACCUGCGGACAGAGCUCAAACGCCUCGCACAGAGCCGCGACGGAGGUGCUUACAGCAACUUUGCCGACGUCCGCACCUAUCUCCAACAAUCCCGUGCUUACAUCCGCACCAUGACCCGCAAAACGCAAGUGCCCAUCGAACCGGCUGUGCAAACUGAGCUACUCGAUGCUGCGUCCGAAAUUGAGGGUGUCAUCGGUGGUGUCGUCCCUGGCGCCGGAGGUUACGACGCGAUUGUGCUCUUGAUCCGCGAUGACCCGAUGGUGAUCAAGCAGCUGAACGACCUAUUUGCCAACUGGAAGAGCGACGAUGAAGAUGACUUCGGGGGGAAGAUUGGAAAGGUCCGGCUCCUUGGUGUGCGUCAUGGGUCUGAGGGUGUAAGGAAUGAGAUGCUUUAUCAAUAUGUUGGCUGGGUAUAGGUGAUUUGAAGUGACAGCGGGUAG